UUCUACGCCGGCUACCGCCGCUCGUUCGACGCCUCCCGGCGUGCGUGUCGCGUGAGUCACGCCAUUCCGUCGCUAAAAUCCGACCAGCGCGGUCGCAUCGCAUGGCAAUCCCGAAUUCCGAGCGGAGUUGACUGAGCGCGCACAGCAGAGACCCUCGUCCUCGUAGGUGAAAAAUGAGACAUUUCGUACGACCGUAAAAAAAGAAGUAAUUCGACCGCGCGAGUGAUAAGAGGCACGCCAUGGAAGGAUCGGCGUUUUAGCAUUAGUAGAGGAAAAGAGGUAGUGUUAGUUUUGUUUGUUGUCCCGCGCAUUUACUAUGUUCCAAAGAUGGGCGAAUUUUCGUGCAGGUUGACUGUGAUAUGGAUAUUGCUAACAUAUGUUUCCUAUUCAACUGCUAUAAGGUGCUAUCGAUGUAGCCUUACAAAAACUAACCUUUACCUAACAGAACCAUCAGGACUGUGUUCCGAAUUCGACUAUUCGGACAGAUUUAUUGUUGACUGUCCAGAGUCAACAUUCUGUGUCAAAAAAACUUACCAGGCCAAAAUUGCAGGCUUGAGAAAUGGCACCGAUAGAUUUUGUGCCUUCCAAAAAUUCGAAACCCACGAAAUUGUCAAUAGGGAAUGGAUACCUAAGGUGAUAAUAGAAGAACCAUACGCAGAAAACUGUACCGUGAUAAAUGACCAAGGGCUUCGGACAGGAUGGACCGAAGAAUGUUAUUGCAAAACGGAUCUGUGCAAUGAGGCCCCCCAAUUUCAAAGCGUCGGAUCUCUAACUAUUUUAAUUUUAUCAGCUGUGAUAAUAUUGAGAAACAUACCAUUGCUAGAUUAAGAUAUGCUUACAUUGACAAUAUAUUAGUCAAAUUGUAAAAGAGUCAUUUUAUUAAAUAAAAAUAUUUUUAGCAAAUCUUGAUGAUGAAA
This is a messenger RNA of Harmonia axyridis, 917 nucleotides long. RefSeq lists its product as uncharacterized. The record is from RefSeq and is a predicted model, not a curated record. Gene Ontology annotation, biological process: sleep; regulation of synaptic transmission, cholinergic; positive regulation of voltage-gated potassium channel activity. Lineage: Eukaryota; Metazoa; Arthropoda; Insecta; Coleoptera; Coccinellidae. The transcript is spliced from 3 exons. Bases 328 to 828 code for a protein of 166 amino acids.